GGACUCUCAGAUGCGAUGCACUGUCCAGCGGUGAAGCGGCGACACUUUCUGCGAGAGGUAACGACUUGGCGACGGAACGCUGCGCCUUCCGACACAAUCCUGGAGCUUAGACCAUCACCUGCGUCAAAACAUUGAUCGAGAAUGGCAAGGCAGCUAAACGAAAUGCUGCUGGCGAAGGGUUGGUAUCUUUUCAGCGCGGGAGGGGCCGUUUUCCUGCUGCCCUACCUCUACCCCUUCAUAUCCUCCAAGGGCGUCUCCGAUCCCCAGAUCGGCCUGUUGGCGGCGGUGCGGCCGUGGCUGGCAGCCGUCGCCGCCAUGACCGGCCCAGCCCUAGCCGACAAGUUCAAGUGCCAUCGGUCAAUGAUGGUGGGAACGUUCGCCGCCUCCAUCCUGCUGCGCGCCAGCAUUUACUACGCGGCUGAGGCGCGGUAUCUGUUGCUUUUCACGGUGGUGAUUGUGUCCGAGUACGUGGCCGCACCGCCCGGAGUGCUGGCGGACGCGGCAGUGGUGGCGCUGUGCAGCAGGCAGCAGGGCGCCGCCAGCUACGGCCGGCAGCGGCUGUGGGGCAGCAUUGGCUGGGGCGGGCUGUCGUUUGCGGCGGGUGUUCUGCUGGACAGCUUCGGCUACGGCGCCGGCUUCCUGGUGUACCUGGUGCUGUCCGCCCCCUGCAUCUACAUCCUGGCGCGCUUCAGCUGCGGCGGCGGCAGUAGCAGCAGUGGGGGCAAAGGACGAGGCGGCAGUAGCAACGGCAGGCAGGGCCGCAAGGUGGCCAGCUGCAUGCAUGGUGGCGGGGCGGGGGAAGGAUCUGCUGGGCUGGAUGCGAGGGGCGAGGAGUGCCUGCACACCGAGGAGGCGCUGCUGCCCCACGCACACGAGCCGUUUCCCUUCAUUCGCGCCCUGGUGCGCACCAUCUCCGGAGUGCCGCCGACCCCGUCGCCGCCAGGGCCCCUGCCCCAUCGCCGCCGCCCGCCCACCCCCCGGCUCCAAGGUGCAAGCCGCAAUCAAGGUGAUGGCGACGGCUCCCAUGCCUCCCGCCACUACUACCAGCAGCCGGUCGGCCUGACGUCCGCCCCGCCUCCUCCGCCGCCGGCACUGCCGCCGCCGGUGCUGAUGCACCUGAGCACCCCGUUCGGCUACGAGGAGGCACAGCACCCGCAUGGCGUGUCGGCGGCGAUCUCCAUAGCAGCUGUGGAAGCGGCCACGACCAUUCCGGCGGCGUCCGAUGGCAGCUGCCAGGCCGGCAGCCAGCAGCGCUACAGCAUAAUGAAGCUCAGCAGCAGCGUCGAGGCCUGGAUCCAGCGCAGUGAGAUCUGGAUACGGCAGCGUGAGCGCGAGCGUGAGGCGGCGGCGGCGGCACCAACUACUACUACUGUGGCCGCUGCUGCUGUUGCUGAGGGUGUUAGCAGCAGUGCUGCCGCUGCCACGAUGGCGGUACGUGCCGGUGCCUUCCUGGGCUCCCCGGGAGUGUCCAGGCACAGCGCGGCCGCGGCUGCCCAUGGUGCUACGGCUGCUGCUCUCACUGCGGCGAGUGAUGAGGAGGAGCAGGCGGGCCUGCUGGGCCCUUCGUCCACAGUUGUUCCUGCAGCGGCGAGCACUCAAACGGCCGCCACACCGCCUGCAGUCCAUGUGGUGGCAAACAUCUUUGGACCCGCGUGUGUUGGUCGGUCUGCUGCGGCAGGUGCUGAUGGCCAUGCGAGCAUCAGCCCCGCAGCCUCGUAUCACGUCCACGCUGUGUCCUCAAGCGCCUCAGCCGCCGCAAUCCCGCCGCUCAGCAGUACCCAGGUCGAGAACAGCGACUGCGGUGUCCUACUGGCCGGGAAGCUCCAGCCGCAGCAGUUGGCCCCUUCUGACACCCUAGAGUCCAUCCCGCUAGGCUCCCCUGCCACAGCCACUGGCAACCCAGACACUGCCGGCGGCUGCAGCAGCAAGCAGCCGCAGUGCGGAAUGGACAAGUGUCCACCGUCGGGCGGCAGUGGCGGGGGCGCUGACGGCGGUGGCGGCUUCCUGCAGCGUGCGGGCCGGCUGCUGUCGGACGGCGCAGUGUGGCUGUUCCUGGCCAAGGUGUUCCUGCUGGGCUUCGGCACCGGCACCAUCGGCACCUGGCUGUUCAUUUACGUGUCCUCGCUGGGCGCCUCGCACGCGCUGCAGGGCCUCAUGCUCACCAUGAACUGUGUGGCCGAGGUGCCCGUGUUCUACUUCCAGGAGGCAGUCACGCGCCGCUUCCCCGCCGGCGCCAUCCUGCACGUGGCCACCGGCAGCCUGGUGCUGCGGCUGGCGGCGUACGCGGCGCUGCCGGCCCUGCCGUCGCCCUGGUUCGUGCUGCCGGUGGAGCUGAUGCAGGGCCUCACCUUUGCGCUGUCGUGGGGCACAUGCUGCGUGCACUGCAAGCGCAUCGCGCCCGAGAGCCUGCAGGCCACCAUGCAGGGCCUGUGGCAGGCGGUCUUCAACGGCCUGGCCAGCGGCGCGGGUGGCCUGGCCGGAGCGGUCCUGCACGACCGCCUGGGCGGCAGGUCCAUGUUCGCGACCACCGCCGGGCUCAUCUUCGGCGGCUGGCUGCUGCUGGCGGCGGCGGAGGGGCUGGCGGCGCUGGUGGCGGCGCGGCGGCGGCGCCGAGCCGGCAGCAACCCCAGUGAUGAGUGUGUGCACCUGAUGAACGAGGAGGAGAGCGGCAGCAGCGGGCGUGGUGGUAGUGGCGGGUUCGGUGGGCAUGCCGGCGAGGGCGCCCAGCAGCAGUGCCUGCAGGUUGUGGUUGCAGCGCCGGCGGCGGUCGUGGUGGAUAACGAGAAGCGCGCACUGCUGGCUGGAGGUGGCGAGGACCCCAGUGUUGCUCAUCCGCCUUCCUCGGCAGCACCAACACCCUCGGGGGCACGACGUGGCCAUGGUCUGCUGGCGGCGCGGUCUCUGAUGGGCAAGGCGGCUUUCGCAGGCGUCUCCCACGUGUUACGGCUAGCGCUGGCAGGGGCAUGGCGCCACGGCUUCCAUACCGCGUCUGCGGCAGCAGCUUCAGCAGCUGCGGCAGCUGUUUCAGGCGCCGCACCCGGCAGCAAGCCCAGCCCGCAGGGCGCCACCAGCUGUGGCAACACCACUCGCUCCAGCAACCCCGGGCCCCCUUCAUACGAUGACGUGGCAGCCGACAUGACACGCGGAGGCAUGCUGUACAGCUUGUUCGUGCGCCGCCGUACCGCCAGCAUCGGCGGCGGCAAUCCUGGCAUCAGCGGCGGCGGCGCCGGCAGCGGAGUCAGUAGCCCAAAGCAGAGCCUGCUGUCGCAGCGCCGCGGCGGCCGGGGCGAACACAGCAACGGCGGCGGCAGUGGGGGCGGUGAUGGCAGCCGCCGAGGCAUGCAUUCUCGCGGCGGCAGCGCUGUCGCGCUGGCCAGCGAGGCUCUGUUGGCCACCAGUGAUGGGGUCCUUAUUACCGGCCUGGAGAGCGCCAGCAGCGACGUGGCAUUUGACGGCGGCCGUGACCAGGGCCGCCCAGAGCUCAUGGGCGCGGCUGCGUGUAAUGAAGCCGCCGCGCCUGCGAUGGGCGCGUCCACCUCUGGCGCGAGCGGCAGCUCGGGCGGCAGCAGCGACAGCGGCAGCUCGGGCAGUGGAAGUGGGAUGCUGGACGCUCUGGGCCAGGCAGCUGCGGCCGCAUCACCGCCUGUGCUGCCAGCCAGCCUUGCUACUGCUUGGCUGUAGAUGAGUGCUGGACAGCUUAGGAGUGUUGCUUAACUGCCGAAGCUGCGGGGACGAUGCGGGAAGUAAGGCUCAUGAGGAAGAAACUACGAUAUGGAAAGCGCUGACGUGAUCCAUCAUACUGGCGGACUUGCAGUUGCUUACCAAGCAAUGCAGCAAAGUACAAAAUGAUAUGACGAACUGCCAAGAAGAGCGUGCGUGCAGCGUGCGUGCCAAGCACACGUUGCUUACCUGCUUCACACCACAAGGGCACCUGUGUGGGCGGUACACCUCCCACAGGGCUCCUACCUACCCACGGAAGUCCCUUAGCGAGCAAGUUAGUUAGACUUUCACUGGCAAUGACUGCUACAACCUGUGACCUAUCUCCCCACUGCCUGCCCAAUGCCAUUGCUCCAUGUGAUCCAGACUGUGACCCCCCUGCCUUAUUGUGGCAGCCUUAUUGUGACAGCGAAUUCGACUUUAUUUUGUGGUUCAAUGGGGACCCGCUAGCUACUGACGAGGCUGUUUUGAGACCUGGCCCCACUGUGCACUGUACAGCCCGUUUGCCGGCCUCUUUCCGGCGGGAAGUGUGCCGUAUGGUUCAUGCAACUAGGGAUAUGGAACUUGAGCAGGCUACCGCACCUGGCUGUGAGGCCGCAGUUGUGUAGUUGGCCGUAGCCGUAUAUCAAGCGCUUGUAAGGGCUUGCGAGC
Chlamydomonas reinhardtii is the source of this 4368-nucleotide messenger RNA. RefSeq lists its product as uncharacterized. Gene Ontology annotation, cellular component: membrane. NCBI's taxonomy places the organism in Eukaryota, Viridiplantae, Chlorophyta, Chlorophyceae, Chlamydomonadales, Chlamydomonadaceae. Bases 142 to 3681 code for a protein of 1179 amino acids. The record is from RefSeq and is a predicted model, not a curated record. The transcript is spliced from 8 exons.